This is a messenger RNA of Gossypium raimondii (Peruvian cotton), 2010 nucleotides long. RefSeq names its product splicing factor U2AF-associated protein 2. Lineage: Eukaryota; Viridiplantae; Streptophyta; Magnoliopsida; Malvales; Malvaceae. Gene Ontology annotation, biological process: mRNA splicing, via spliceosome. Gene Ontology annotation, cellular component: U2 snRNP; U2-type spliceosomal complex. The transcript is spliced from 16 exons. Gene Ontology annotation, molecular function: RNA binding. The record is from RefSeq and is a predicted model, not a curated record. The coding region runs from base 630 to 1886 and encodes 418 amino acids.
UAGUUGAGGAGCCAAAAUAAAAAUUUUACACGAAAACAGUAGUUAUUUCGGCCAACUCGGCUUUUCAUCGUAUACCGAACAGCGCCCUCUUCCAGACUCGUCUCUCUUCGCCCUAUCGUAUCCCAGUCAGCUCAUUUCUGCUCACGUCUCUCCUCCUCUUCCUCCGAUCCCUGACCCAAGCCCCCUCUUCCACUCAAGUUUCCGACGAACCCAACCAAAGACCCGGAUAUUAAAUAAAGACUAUGUUGUCUUCGGAUGGCUCAGACAACCAUCCACAGUCCGUUGCUGGUGUAGGCUGGUAUAUACUUGGUGAAGAUCAACAAAACGUUGGCCCUUAUGCAAUUUCUGAGUUACGUGUUCCAGUAAUCAGUAGCAUGGUUUCAGGACAAUUGUUCCAUCUGUAACAUGUUCAAUUGGUCUAAUGAGCUAUUGAACCAUCUGCUUUGCUUAUUUGCUUCGCCUGCACAGAGCAUUUCUUAAACGGAUACCUCACUGAAAGUACACUUGCAUGGUCUGAAGGGAGAAGUCAGUGGCAACCAUUGUCCUCAAUUCCCGAGUUUGUUUCUGUAAUUUCUCAUCAGGCCAACAAUUUUUCUGCUACAGGUGAUGAUGAUGCUUUCUUGAACAGUAUGAAGGAGGGUGAUAAUUCAAAUGCAGUGCCUUCCAAUGAUGGUGAUGGUAGUGAUGAAUUUGAGAAAUGGCAGAGAGAGAUUAGAGAGGCAGAGGCUGAGACAGAACGUUUGAAAACUGGAUCUGUUUCUAGAAGUACUGGUGAUGCCUUUGGUUUUGAUGAUCAGGAUAGGCCUCUAACACCGCCAGAAGGUGAAGAAGAAUUCACUGAUGAUGAUGGAACCAGGUACAAGUGGGAUAGAAAUCUGCGAGCAUGGGUUCCUCAGGAUGACAUGUCAACAAAAAAUGGGAACUAUGGAGUAGAAGAGAUGACAUUCUUGGAAGAAGAUGAAGUUUUUCCAACUAUAAGUGCUAUUGAUGCUUCUGCUGCUGUUGCUGAUGCUUCUGUUAGAGAAAAUGUUAACGGAGGUGGUGAGCAAACAGAAGUAAACUGUAAUGCCAAGAGAAAACUGUUGGAAAAACCAGUUGAUAAGAAGGAAGCUAAUAAACCUCCCGAUUCUUGGUUUCAACUGAAAGUAAAUACGCAUGUCUAUGUGACUGGACUACCUGAUGAUGUAACUGCAGAAGAAUUGGUUGAGGUUUUUUCCAAGUGUGGAAUAAUCAAAGAGGACCCUGAAACAAAAAGACCUCGUGUGAAGAUCUAUGUUGACAAGGAGACAGGAAGAAAAAAGGGGGAUGCACUUGUUACAUAUCUAAAGGAGCCCUCUGUUGCUUUAGCUGUUCAAAUUUUGGAUGGAACACCUUUUCGUCCUGAUGGAAAGAUCCCUAUGUCUGUAAGCCAAGCUAAAUUUGAGCAGAAAGGGGAUAAAUUUAUAGCCAAGCAAGUGGACAGCAGGAAGAAAAAGAAACUGAAGAAAGUUGAGGAGAGGAUGCUCAGCUGGGGUGGCCGUGAUGAUGCAAAGGUGACAAUUCCAGCCACUGUUGUCCUUCGUAACAUGUUCACGCCUGCUGAAAUGAGGGCGGAUGAAAAUUUGUGUUCAGAGCUGGAGGAGGAUGUUAAAGAGGAAUGCUUAAAGCUUGGUCUUCUGGACUCAGUCAAGGUUUGUUCGAACAAUCCCCAAGGUGUUGUUUUGGUCAAAUAUAAGGACAGGAAGGACGCUCAGAAGUGCAUAGAGUUGAUGAAUGGACGAUGGUUCGGCGGGAGACAGAUCCAUGCAAGUGAAGAUGAUGGAGUGGUUAAUCAUGCUUUGGUGCGGGAUCUGGAUGAGGAUGCCUCUCGACUGGAACAAUUUGGGGCAGAACUUGAAGCCGAGUGAGUUGAGUCAUCCUACUGAACUUGAGGAUGCUUGAAACUUGAUCAGACUUUUUGUUUUGUGCAACUAGUAGCUCUGCCUUUGUAUCAAAAGAAAAUUUAGAGUAUUUAGAUUCAGAUUCCAUAUC